AUGAAAGUGCCAAAAGUCUUAAAACAUUCUCGUCGAGUUCAUAUUAUACGUGUUAGUAAACCUGAAGUACGUCGAACUCCAUUAGAUGAACGUGUUGAUACUCGAAUUCUAUCCUCAGUUGAUAGUUGGUUGAGCAGUAUACCAAGUGCAAAAGAACAAAAAGUUAAAGAAAUACCAAAAAACGUUAUUAAUCAACCGUUACCUACUAAAAAUAAUCAACCGUUACCUACUAAAAAUAACCAACCGUUACCCAGUAAAAAUAAUCAACCGUUACCCACUAAUAAUAAUCAACCAUUAUUUUAUUUAUUUUAUAGAAAAGACUCAUUUCCUCGAGUAUGGGUAAUAGUUGGUAUAACUAUUUUUGGAUUUGUGUUAGUAGGUUCAAUAGUUGGUAUUAUUUUAGGUAUUAUUCUUCGUUAG
Messenger RNA from Rotaria sordida, 420 nucleotides. Lineage: Eukaryota; Metazoa; Rotifera; Eurotatoria; Philodinida; Philodinidae. The record is from the annotation of a GenBank genome assembly.